CUCUCCCUGUCAUGGCGGAUAAUUUAAUCCCUCACCACCCCUCCUUCUCUGUUUUAUUAUUGCGGCCUCCUCGCCGCUCCCAUCCCGCCAUGUCCUCUGCCUCUCUCUCAUCUCGAGCCUCCUCUUCCUCAGCCUCCGACGACGCUGUUAGCUGAGAGCUAGCUCGAUCUCCUCGUGAGCCGGUGAGCCCUGGUCUCCGCCAGCCAGCCAGCCAUGCUGGUGCGCUGCGACGUCUGCGGCGCCGAGCCGGCCGCCGUGCUCUGCUGCGCCGACGAGGCCGCGCUCUGCUCCGCCUGUGACACCCGCGUCCACCGCGCCAACAAGCUCGCCGACAAGCACCGCCGCAUCCCGCUCAUCCACCCCUCCGGCGACGACUCCGCCGCUGCCGCGCCGCUCUGCGACGUCUGCAAGGAGCGGAGGGGCCUGGUGUUCUGCGUGGAGGACCGCGCCAUCCUGUGCGCCGACUGCGACGACCCCAUCCACAGCGCCAACGACCUCACCGCCAAGCACAGCCGCUUCCUCCUAGUCGGGGCCAAGCUCUCCGCCGCGCUCGUCGACCAGGCGCCCCCCUCCCCUGACGACUGCCGCGGCAGCGGCUCUGACGAGCUCCACGACGUCGCCGCCGUCUGCGCGCCUCAGGCGCAGGGCUCCUGCACGGCCAAGAGCUUGGCUCUUGAUUGCAGCAACAGCUACGGUGGCGGCGGUGGAGGCAGCAGCAUCUCCGAUUACCUCACCAACAUCUGCCCCGGCUGGCGCGUCGACGACCUCCUCUUCGACGACGCCGCGUUCUCCGCUGCCUCAGAGGACAGGUGCGAUGAGCACGAGCAGGUCCCGUCCCUGGACGCCGACCUCUUCGACGUGAUAGCCGGCCGGCAGGGGAAGCGCGGCGCGUUGUACGGCGGCGCGAUGGGGCUCGAGAAGGUGCCUGCUGCCGCCUCCAUUGCGGUCCCGACGGCGGCCAAGCAGCAGGGCCGCGUGAGGGAGAGGCACUGGAGCUGCGACAGCGACAGCGACGUGUUCGCGGUGCCGGAGAUCUCGCUGCAGCCGCCGGCCAAGAAGGCGCGGCCGCCGGCGCCGACUUUCUGGUGCUUCUGAUAUGAUCGAGCUGCAUCAUUCCGGCCGCCGUGCUAGCUCGAUCGCGUGUGCACUUCGUUACUACUGUGUACCAGUGUGUGUGAGCUUGCUGUUACUGUACUGUUACCUCAUACUACUUACCACUACUAGCAGUGCUCAAUCCCAGUCAAACCCGGUGCAGUUUAUGGCCAUGAGAGAUAUCCAUCGUUACCGUACUGUAAAAACUUGUGAUUGUCAUGUGUGCCACCUAGCUACUUGGUCAUGUCACAAAUGUGUUGAUGAUCCUGAUAGGACAGAAGUUCUGAAUUACCAAUGUUAAGGUGAUUUUAAUAUGAACCUCGUCAACAAUUAUCGUGCUC
Molecule: messenger RNA, 1433 nt
Organism: Panicum hallii
Lineage: Eukaryota; Viridiplantae; Streptophyta; Magnoliopsida; Poales; Poaceae
Product: B-box zinc finger protein 20-like
Exons: 3
Coding region: 214-1095 (293 amino acids)
Biological process (GO): regulation of DNA-templated transcription; photomorphogenesis
Cellular component (GO): nucleus
Molecular function (GO): zinc ion binding
Source: RefSeq, a predicted model, not a curated record